Phaeoacremonium minimum UCRPA7 is the source of this 597-nucleotide messenger RNA. RefSeq lists its product as hypothetical. Lineage: Eukaryota; Fungi; Ascomycota; Sordariomycetes; Togniniales; Togniniaceae. Bases 1 to 597 code for a protein of 198 amino acids. The transcript is spliced from 3 exons. The record is from RefSeq and is a predicted model, not a curated record.
AUGGCGCUCAUAUCUGCCAAGACAAUUCUCACCUCGCUGUCCCUGUUCCACAUAACGCUGGGCUUCUUCUUCCUGACAAAUCCGGCCACCAUCGCAGACCAGUCUCUGGUCUAUGUAAUGGGAGAGGCCAUGGGCAUGCCAUACGCACGAAGUUUCGACAACCAGUCCCCCGCUCUUGCGUUCCUCGCCGUCGUACUGGCCACUUUUGGUAUCACCGACCUCGUCACCCUGAGCCUGCCCGAGGAUAUCUGCCUUAUACACUACUGGGGAACACAAGCGCCUCUCCGACUCAUGCUCGCCUUUAUCGCCAUCUUCUAUACCUUCACAUUCUCUCCGUCGUCUCCUCUAUACGCUCCGAAGUCGUCCUCGCGCAGCCAUUUCUCCCGCCCGAACGCCCACAUCCACAAUCCUGGUUAUGCUCCCGCCAGCUGGGGUGGCGAUGGACUCAAGAACCGCAUCUUCUUCACCUUCAUGUUCAUCGAGAUGGUCAGCUGGUUCUGGGUGUGGGUGACCCUGCGGGAGGAGCGCAAGGAGAUACUAUCGCGCAAGUCGCAUCGUAGGCGGAGCAGUCAUAGCUCCAGCUACAGCAAGUAUUAA